Harpegnathos saltator (Jerdon's jumping ant) is the source of this 939-nucleotide messenger RNA. Its product is annotated as isochorismatase domain-containing protein 2. The record is from RefSeq and is a predicted model, not a curated record. The transcript is spliced from 4 exons. NCBI's taxonomy places the organism in Eukaryota, Metazoa, Arthropoda, Insecta, Hymenoptera, Formicidae. Bases 167 to 778 code for a protein of 203 amino acids.
GACCUUGAUAAUGAUAAACACAGUGACGUUAGAGUCAGCUUAGAUCUAUAUUUCGAAGUACGACGCAGAAAGUGUUUCUACGUUUCAGUUUCAAGCUAGUUUGACGAACAGUUUUGUCUCAACUCAAUUUUCCAUCUAUACUUGUGCGUAAGAUAAUAUUGAGACAAUGGCCAUAAAUGCUGCAAGAGCUGUACUUAGACAAGGAAAAAGUGCGUUAUUAAUAUGUGAUAUUCAAGAAUCAUUUGCUAAGGUUGUAAAAGACUUCGACAAUUUCGUUAAAAACUCCUCCAAAAUGGUCAAUGCUUUGAGAAUCCUGAACAUUCCUAUGAUAGUUUCUGAACAGAAUCCAAAAGGUCUAGGAAAAACUGUUACCGAAAUUGAUAUUUCCAGUGCUAAAGGACCUUUUGCUAAGACCCUAUUUAGUAUGUGCACACCUGAAAUACGUAAAGAACUUUCAACAAUUUGCGGCGGCCAAGCACCAGAAUCUAUCAUACUAAUGGGCCUUGAAGCACACAUAUGUGUGGAAAAUACAGCUGUUGAUUUAAGAAUAGAUGGCUAUGAGGUUCAUGUUGUAGCAGAUUGUUGUGUGUCGCGCACUCAAGAAGAUCGACUACUUGCUUUGCAGAGAAUGCAGAACAUAGGAUGCCAUAUAGCUACUUCUGAAAAUGUCCUAUACAAAUUAAUGCAAAAUGCAAAUCAUAAAGAAUUUAAGAAAGUACUGUCUCUUGUUAAAACACCAAUUGCAUACACAGGACUUGUGCCCAUCUCUAAGGUGUAAAUGUACCUGGAGUAUCUCUGUUUCAACUUUGUACUCUUUAUACCAGUACAUUUUUUCGAUAUAUUUUACAAUAGUUGGUCAUGAUGAUUUUUGAGAUGAAAAGUAAUCAAAUAUUUUAUGAAAAUAUGCAUAUUUUAUUCAUACUUCAGGAUACAAGUGUU